GCCCGGCCUCGGGCCUCGGAGCGGCGCCGUCUCUCCUUUACUCCCUCCCUCCCUGCCCAGCUCCUCCUCCUCCUGCUCCUGCUCGCUCGGGCUCCGGCUCCGGCGCCGGCUCCGGCUCCUCCCGGCAGCCCGGGGCCAAGGCGACGUGAGAUUGUAAAAAUCCAUGUGGGACGGCCCCGGGGUGAGCAUCAGAAAGAUCUCUGGAGUCAUUUUCUGGUACAGACUGUGAAAAGAAUGCAGUGAAAAUUCUGGGCAACAGUGGCUUAAUUGGCUUAACCUCCAACUUAGUAUAGCAUUCCUUCUCUUCAGUAGUACCUCAUAAUACAGGAAAAAUGUAUGGAAGUGCAAGAACAAUCACCAAUCUGGAAGGCAGCCCUUCCAGAUCUCCUCGUUUGCCAAGGUCUCCUCGUUUGGGCCACCGAAGAACAAGUAGUGGGGGAGGUGGAGGAACAGGCAAGACUCUGUCCAUGGAAAAUAUCCAGUCCCUUAAUGCAGCCUAUGCUACAUCUGGACCCAUGUAUCUGAGUGACCACGAGGGAGUGGCUUCAACAACUUACCCAAAGGGCACUAUGACACUGGGAAGGGCCACAAAUAGAGCUGUAUAUGGAGGCCGAGUCACAGCCAUGGGGAGUAGUCCCAAUAUUGCUUCUGCUGGACUUUCCCACACAGAUGUCCUUUCAUACACGGAUCAACAUGGUGGUCUGACCAGCUCAUCCCACCAUCACCACCACCAGGUCCCCUCCAUGUUGAGGCAGGUAAGGGAUAGCACAAUGUUAGACCUUCAAGCCCAGCUCAAGGAACUUCAGAGAGAGAAUGACCUCCUCCGGAAAGAGCUAGACAUCAAGGACAGCAAGUUGGGAUCUUCCAUGAACAGUAUCAAGACCUUCUGGAGUCCCGAGCUCAAAAAGGAGAGAGUCUUAAGGAAAGAAGAGGCAGCCAGGAUGUCUGUCCUCAAGGAGCAGAUGAGGGUUUCCCAUGAAGAAAAUCAGCACCUGCAGUUGACAAUCCAGGCACUUCAAGAUGAGCUGCGAACCCAGAGAGACCUCAACCAUCUCCUGCAGCAAGAGAGUGGUAACCGAGGAGCCGAGCACUUUACCAUUGAACUGACCGAGGAGAACUUCCGGCGGCUCCAAGCUGAGCAUGACAGGCAGGCUAAGGAGUUGUUCCUAUUGAGGAAGACCUUGGAAGAAAUGGAGUUGAGAAUCGAAACACAGAAACAGACCCUCAAUGCCCGAGAUGAGUCAAUUAAAAAGCUCCUUGAGAUGUUGCAAAGUAAAGGCUUGCCGUCCAAAAGUCUUGAGGAUGACAAUGAACGGACGCGGCGGAUGGCAGAAGCUGAGUCUCAAGUCAGCCACUUGGAAGUGAUUUUAGACCAGAAAGAGAAGGAAAACAUACAUCUUAGAGAGGAAUUACACCGAAGAAGCCAACUUCAGCCGGAGCCAGCUAAGACGAAGGCUCUCCAGACUGUCAUUGAAAUGAAGGACACAAAAAUCGCUUCAUUGGAGCGAAACAUAAGGGAUCUUGAGGAUGAGAUCCAGAUGUUAAAAGCCAAUGGUGUGCUGAACACUGAGGACCGCGAAGAAGAGAUAAAACAAAUAGAGGUUUACAAAAGUCACUCCAAGUUCAUGAAAACUAAGAUUGACCAGCUGAAGCAGGAACUUUCAAAGAAGGAGUCAGAACUUCUUGCCUUACAAACAAAGCUUGAAACCCUUAGCAAUCAGAAUUCAGAUUGCAAGCAACACAUUGAAGUGCUUAAAGAGUCGCUUACUGCCAAAGAACAGAGGGCUGCCAUCCUUCAGACUGAGGUAGAUGCACUGAGAUUACGACUAGAAGAGAAAGAAUCUUUUCUCAAUAAAAAAACGAAACAGCUGCAGGACCUCACGGAAGAGAAGGGUACACUGGCUGGAGAGAUUCGUGACAUGAAGGAUAUGUUAGAAGUGAAGGAAAGGAAAAUUAAUGUUCUUCAGAAAAAGAUUGAAAACUUACAAGAGCAACUUAGGGAUAAAGACAAGCAACUGACCAAUCUGAAAGACAGAGUGAAGUCCUUGCAGACUGAUUCCAGUAAUACGGACACUGCGCUGGCGACACUCGAGGAGGCUUUGUCAGAGAAGGAAAGAAUAAUUGAGCGUUUGAAAGAACAGCGGGAGAGAGAUGAUCGAGAAAGACUAGAAGAAAUAGAAUCAUUCCGAAAAGAGAACAAAGACUUGAAAGAGAAAGUCAAUGCAUUACAAGCUGAACUGACUGAAAAAGAGUCUAGUUUAAUUGACCUCAAGGAACAUGCAUCUUCAUUAGCCUCAGCAGGGCUGAAAAGGGAUUCCAAAUUAAAAUCUCUAGAAAUAGCCAUUGAACAAAAGAAAGAAGAAUGUAGCAAAUUGGAAGCACAAUUAAAAAAGGCUCAUAAUGUUGAAGAUGACUCCAGGAUGAACCCAGAGUUUGCAGACCGAAUAAAACAGCUUGAUAAAGAGGCAUCUUAUUACCGUGAUGAGUGUGGCAAGGCUCAAGCAGAAGUCGACCGGUUGCUGGAGAUCCUCAAGGAGGUGGAGAAUGAAAAGAAUGACAAGGACAAGAAGAUUGCAGAACUUGAGAGCUUGACUCUCAGGCAUAUGAAAGAUCAGAAUAAGAAGGUGGCCAACCUCAAGCACAAUCAACAGUUGGAAAAAAAGAAGAAUGCCCAGUUACUGGAAGAAGUCCGCAGGCGAGAGGAUAGCAUGGCCGACAACUCUCAGCACUUGCAGAUAGAGGAACUGAUGAAUGCACUGGAGAAGACUAGACAGGAACUGGAUGCCACCAAGGCACGCCUUGCCUCCACGCAGCAAUCCCUGGCUGAAAAAGAAGCACACUUGGCCAACCUUCGGAUAGAAAGGAGAAAACAGCUGGAGGAGAUUCUGGAGAUGAAGCAGGAAGCACUGCUUGCAGCAAUCAGUGAAAAAGAUGCAAACAUUGCCUUGCUGGAAUUGUCUGCCUCCAAAAAGAAAAAGACACAGGAAGAAGUCAUGGCCCUCAAGCGGGAAAAAGAUCGACUGGUGCAUCAGUUAAAGCAGCAGACCCAGAACAGAAUGAAGCUGAUGGCGGACAACUAUGAUGAGGACCACCACCACUACCACCACCACCACCAUCACCACCACCACCGAUCUCCUGGGAGGUCGCAACAUUCCAAUCACAGGCCUUCUCCUGACCAGGAUGACGAGGAGGGCAUAUGGGCAUAGCCGGGCCUGUAAACCAAAGUUCCAGUUUUGUUUUGAGGGAUGAUCCAGCUCUGUCGGAGGCAUGGAGGCACAGUCAAAUCUCAUGCUGUACAUUGAUCACCUGUCCAACCUUUGCCUAGAGUGGGAGCCCCCAGUUCCUUCAAGAGAUCCAACUUUACCUGUCUGUAAAGAAGAAGAGGAGGAGGGAGACAGCAGGGAGGAUCCGGUGGCAGUUUAACACCAGAGCAGCUAUCAGAAGGGCUGACUAAAGGGGAAAUGCAGCUCUGCAGCAAUACUCUGAUAAUCUAUUGCAGCACAGCUCCCAUCACUGUCCAUCACCACCUGGAAUGCUCAUCAGGACCGAAGAGGAAUUUUUACUUUCAUUAUGAGCCCGAUUCUUUUCGACUUGAUAUUUCCUUCAUCACCUUAUGUCCUUUCUCACGGAUGCAGACCUGUUGGAAAGGAAGAAAGCACAGGAGGAGAAAAUGGUGGAGCCUCCUUUUUUUUUUUUUUUUUUUUUUGGUCAGGAUUUGGAUAUUUCAAAUGCAUUCAUCUCUUCGGAAUGUCAUUAUUUGAUAACAUUUUACUUACGUUACUUAAACAUCACUGGAUAAAUUUGAACUCCAUGGGAUUUUUACUGUGGAUUCAGCUUCAAUUGGACAACUAGCUUCAUCUCCUGUUUCUCUGCCGGUUCAGUCUAAGUAGUCAUUCCUAAUGCAUUAGAUUAUCAAAAGGUGUAAAUCCUGUGAGUGAGUGGUGUUGGCAGUGCUUGUAUGCCAAGAUGCAUGGAGUGUUUGACAGAAAAACCAAAACACCAAAAAUGGUGAGCCUUUACCCUCCUCUGUUUCUUUAACCCGCUGUGUGAAGAACUACAUUUUGAUGGUAUAACCAGUAGUUACCUCUGGGCCAGGUUGGAAAUGAAAUCAAUUUUUUAAACCACUAAUACUUGCCAAGAAAUCGCCUUAUGAGAACAUGGUUGUGUGUCUCUGACAAUGCAUGGCACAUCUAAAUUGACCAUUCAUAGUUCUACCUACCCUGUUUUGUACUGGGGAGUGGCCAUAGCCUGAGGCACCUGCAUAUUUCUGCUCUGUGUGUUUCGUACAUCUCCCGCGGCUGGGAUUCGGCCGAGCCUCAGACUCUUACCAUUCCCGUACAUGCAGGUCUCCAUGAAGAAGCUGGGACUCAUUCACAUUCAAGAUCCAAAUGCUGUGCAAACAGUGUAAGCUUAGAUCUUCUGUAAACGAAGGGUCAUUUCUCAUUUUUUGAAAAUGUCUCCAAUGUGGAUUCCAAAACAUUUUCAGCAUCAAACAUGAAAACAUUGAUGAAUGAGGAAUAAUCACAAAAGCUGUGUAUCUGUAUAUAGCUCUACACAACAUUUUUGUGGUACAGAGUCAUUUAAAGCACAUGCCAGGGAAAGAGACCGAAUUUUGCGGUCUUUUACAUACAGUGACUUGGUACGAAGGAGAAUUAAACUCCUACUGCUUCUUCCUCUGAAGAUGAAAAAAAAAAUUCAAGUUCUUAUAACUUCAUAAAACUCAUGAUCAAGUCUGGCAAACAUGUGCAACUCUUAUAUUGAUCCAUUUUCUUGUUGAUGGAAGAAAGCCUUCCACGUGUAUGCAAGUGGGCGAUGAAAAUCUGCAUUUUUAAAGGACAAACAGUGAAUUUAAGCAUGAGUGGCCUUAAUAUAGUUGUCUUUUUUUGCUGCUGUGGAAAGGAUUCUAAGCAGAUGUUCCUGAAGUCUUGCAUUGAUUUUAGUCACUAUUAUUACUUUUUAAAACGUUGGUGCAAUUAAUUCUGGACCUCUCCUGUGAGCCAUAGAGAUAUUUAAAAGUCAGACACCUUAUUUAUCUAUCGGGGAAGACACAACUGUGUCUGGGUUGCACUGUUCAUCCUUGGUGCAUUAGGAGUAAUAUAUUCAAGCAGGUUUCUUGCUUCUGGCUUUGUUCUUGUUGUCAGUCAGUAUCGCGAACUGUGUGAAGCUUUCGUGUUGCAUAAGCAAUCCAAAUACAUUCAUGUUUAAAAAGUUUGUCCUUUAAUUAUCAAAGGGAUCUAGGUCUUGAUCGGAGAAAUGAGCAGAGUUCUUCGCAAAUGUAUUUAGUACAUUUUGGCAUAAGGUCGCUCUGAAAACCCAGGCCACCAACUCGUCCCCAUGAACAGUUUGGGUGUCCUCAACUAGGGGUGAGGUGGCCUCACUGCCUCCUACAGUCAGGUCCUGAUCUGAACUCUGCCCCUGAAUACUUGAAGUAGGAAAUAAGAAAUCCACUAGGGAAUAUAAGGUCCUAGAAACAGAAAAAGCAACCAACUGUGUAUACUUAGCAAUUUCCAAGUAUGUGCCAAUUUUGUCACAGCUGUUGUUUGGGGGGAUCAUUUUUUGCCCCACUUUUGUUGGUUUAAAGUAUUACCAAUCUAAACUUUCUGGGAGCAUAUCAUUUAGUCCCUUAAAAAUUAAACUCUGUCUAACAUAGCAUCCUUUCUCAUUUCAUAUAAUAUUCUCUCAUUUGGGGUGGGGUGAGUUACCAAAAAAAAAUCCCUUUUUACAUAUUAAAAAUAGUCUCUGUGUUUACGACAAACACUGUGAUGUUGGGAAGACGUUUCCUUUGCGCAAACUUUAGCAGGUUUCCCCCUUAAUCAGAAUGAAGUUGAAAAAAAGUUGAGGCUAACGUUUAGGAGAAGUUGGUCUUCUUGCUUUGUGCAAAAGCAGGCUUGUACUUUAUACCCCAUUUGAUUUCGAUGUACAGUCUCGAUUUUGUAUUUAAUGAUUUUUGUGUAUCUAGUAUGCACGUUAACAGCGUGUCAACUUUCAUUUGAAAGUGGGUUUCCAUUUACUUUUUAAACAGUGUUUAUGACGAGACCUCAAAUGUGUUGACAUAAGCUCUAUCUGAGAUGUUUUUGUGUCGAGUGGCGUUUGAAUGCUGCCAGGGGUCAGUGUAUCUAAUUCCCAGAGACCCUCGUUUGAUAGUGCUUCUUGUAAUAUUUCUCCAAGUGAGUGGCAUGUGGGUUGUGAUAUUGACCAUGUGAUUAUGGACUUCGAUAUGAACAAAAUAAAUAAAACUAAGGAACCCUCAGAAA
Molecule: messenger RNA, 6254 nt
Organism: Vicugna pacos (alpaca)
Lineage: Eukaryota; Metazoa; Chordata; Mammalia; Artiodactyla; Camelidae
Source: RefSeq, a predicted model, not a curated record